This is a messenger RNA of Strongylocentrotus purpuratus (purple sea urchin), 1635 nucleotides long. RefSeq lists its product as uncharacterized. The coding region runs from base 1 to 1635 and encodes 544 amino acids. The transcript has a single exon. NCBI's taxonomy places the organism in Eukaryota, Metazoa, Echinodermata, Echinoidea, Camarodonta, Strongylocentrotidae. The record is from RefSeq and is a predicted model, not a curated record.
AUGACUGUGCGAUUACAAGGGCAUCCUAUGAAUAUCUCCAUAAUUCAGGUAUAUGCACCAACAGCAGAUGCACCGGAGGAAGAAAUCACUGACUUCUACGAGAUGGUACAAGAUGUCGUAGACAGCAUUCCUAGGAAAGAUUUCCUCAUAAUAUUGGGUGACUGGAAUGCCAAGAUUGGUAAAACGAGGGAAAAAUCUGAGUACAUUGGCAAUUAUGGUCUUGGCAUCAGAAAUGAAAGAGGUGAUCGACUGGAAGAAUUUUGUGUAGCGAACAGCUUCAUCAUUGGUAACACAAGGUUUGAGCAUCAUCCCAGAAGACUCUGGACAUGGAUGAGUCCGGGAGACAGAGCCAGAAACCAGAUAGACUACAUCAUGGUCAAGAAGAGGUGGCGGACCUCACUACAGAACGUCAAGACAAGACCAGGUGCUGACUGUGGCAGCGAUCAUCAGCUGCUUGAGGCUAAACUGAGACUAAGACUGAAAGCUAAGAAAUGUGAUUCAGCUCCCACAACGUAUGAUGUUGAAAAUAUCCCUUUUCAAUUCUCAGUGGAAGUGAAGAACAAGUUUGAGCUGCUGUUGAGAAACGAUGAAGCAGAGCAAACACCGAAUGAGCUGUGGGAAGACAUGAAAGAAACAAUUGAAAAUGCAACAAAGAACCACAUCCCAAAGAAAAGGAAGCGGAAACAACCAUGGAUCUCAAAUCAGACUUUCGACAUUGCUGAUGACAGGAAGAGAGCAAAAGCAAAACACAAUAGAGGAGAAUGGUCGAGACUCAAUAAGGAAGUUACAAGUAGUGUGAAGGAGGACAAAAGGAAAUACAUCGAGGGGAAGUGUGAGGACCUAGAGCGUCACAAUAACAACUCCAAGGCAGCAUUUGCAAUUGUGAAAGAAAUCACAAAGAAAAGAACCCCAAGACUGGAUGUAAUUAAUGAUGACAAUGGCAAAACACUGACGGAAAAUGAAGACAUCAAGAAAAGAUGGGUGCAGUAUAGUACCAAGCUGUUUGCUGCACAGGAACAAGUUGACACUCAGUGGGAGGAAAGUGAUGAAAUGGAGCCCCCUCCAUUAAGAUCAGAAGUGGAGUUUGCAAUGAAACAACUGAAGAAUGGCAAAUCCCCGGGCUUUGACAACUUGACUUCCGAGAUGUGGAAGGCUACAGGUGAAGAAGGUACUGACCUGAUGUGGCGUCUAUGUUGCAAUAUCUGGAAAAGUAGGGAGUGGCCUAAGGACUGGUGUAGGGAUGUUUUUAUACCAUUGCCAAAGAAGGGAGAUCUGAAAGAAUGUGCAAAUCACCGAACGAUCAGCUUGAUUUGCCAUGCAAGCAAAAUACUUCUGAAGUUGAUUAGCAGAAGAAUGAAAAUCAAACUGCAAGCCGAGAUCACAGAUGAGCAAGCAGGGUUCCGUGAAGGUAGAGGGACAAGAGAACAGAUCGUCAACAUUAGAAACAUAAUAGAGAAAUGCAGAGAACACAGACAUCCCCUCUAUUUGUGCUUUAUAGAUUAUAGCAAAGCAUUUGACUGUGUGAGCCACUCUCAAUUGUGGAAUACAAUGGCAAAGAUGGGGUUCCCAAGUCACAUCAUCGAACUGAUCAAAAACCUCUAUCAUGACCAAGAAGCAAACAGUGAGAACCAGUAA